AUGGCGGGAUGUGUAUUUGGUACCUCUACGACUCAAUAUUGGAGCUCAGAGACUCCUUAUUGGAGAACAGAGACCCAGGAUUGGAACGUAGACUCCCAGACUCUCGUGCCUCAAGCUACGUACUGGAUCAGAUUCUAUGUGGAUGUGGGAUACAGGGGAGACAGGCUCUUCCUUGAGAACCGGCAGACUGGUGUUUGCUACAAUCUUCCUAACAACUGGAAUGAUCGAGCCAGCUCUAUCCAAGUCUCUGAUGGGCGUUCCUGUCAAUACUGGAGGGAUGCCGGUUGCACUGGAAGUUCCUUUGGGGGGAAUGACCAGGACUGGACGAGCCUGCCCCGUGGCUUCAAUGACCAGAUCACGUCCUGGCGCUGUUCUUGA
Messenger RNA from Aplosporella prunicola CBS 121167, 378 nucleotides. RefSeq lists its product as uncharacterized. The transcript is spliced from 4 exons. The coding region runs from base 1 to 378 and encodes 125 amino acids. Lineage: Eukaryota; Fungi; Ascomycota; Dothideomycetes; Botryosphaeriales; Aplosporellaceae. The record is from RefSeq and is a predicted model, not a curated record.